Molecule: messenger RNA, 2236 nt
Organism: Owenia fusiformis
Lineage: Eukaryota; Metazoa; Annelida; Polychaeta; Sabellida; Oweniidae
Source: the annotation of a GenBank genome assembly
AAGAUGUCGGAGCCCGUAGUGGCUUAUUUCUACGACCCAGAGGUGGGAAAUUUCCAUUAUGGUCCUGGCCAUCCAAUGAAACCACAUCGUCUCUCACUGACACACAGUCUUGUUCUCCAUUAUGGCAUGUACAAGAAAUUACAGGUUUACAGGCCAUACAAAGCCUCUAGUCAUGAUAUGUGUAGGUUUCACUCUGAUGAUUACAUAGACUUCCUACAGAGACUCACCCCACAGAACGUGGGGGCCUUCACCAAGAGUCUUAGUUUAUUCAAUGUUGGCGAUGAUUGUCCUGUGUUUGAAGGAAUGUAUGAUUUCUGUGCCCGUUAUACAGGGGCGUCCCUAGAAGGUGCAAUAAAACUCAACAACAAACAUGCUGAUAUAGCAAUAAAUUGGUCAGGUGGUCUUCACCAUGCCAAGAAGUUUGAGGCAUCAGGAUUCUGUUACGUCAAUGAUAUUGUCAUUGCAAUAUUAGAAUUGCUCAAGCAUCACCAGCGUGUGUUAUACAUAGAUAUAGACAUUCACCAUGGUGAUGGUGUACAAGAGGCCUUUUAUCUGACCGAUCGUGUCAUGACUGUUUCAUUCCACAAAUAUGGCAACUACUUCUUUCCUGGCACAGGUGACAUGUACGAGAUUGGCUCUGAAAGUGGGCGCUACUACUCAGUCAAUGUUCCAUUAAAAGAGGGGAUUGAUGAUGCAACAUACAUGUCUAUAUUCAAGCCUGUUAUUCUCAGUGUAAUAGAGCACUACCAACCCUCAGCAAUUGUGCUGCAGUGUGGCGCUGACUCCCUGGGUGGAGAUAGGCUUGGGUGCUUCAAUCUCAGUGUCAAAGGUCACGGUGACUGUGUAAAGAUGGUGAAGGAUCUAGGCCUACCUCUAUUGGUGCUGGGUGGGGGAGGUUACACGGUGAAAAAUGUUGCUCGCUGCUGGGCCAGCGAAACUGCUGUCUUGAUUAAUGAAGAUGUCAACAAUGAAUUGCCAAUGAAUGAAUAUCUGGAAUAUUUUGCACCUGACUUCUCCCUUCACCCCGACAUACUAACAAAAAUAGAAAAUCUCAACACUAAACAGUAUCUAGACAGUGUUAAACAGACUGUACAGGAACACCUCAGGUGUUUAGACCAUGCUCCUAGUGUUCAAAUACAGGAUGUUCCCCCAGAUCUACUCAGUAUAGAGAACUUAAAUGAAGGAGAUCCUGACAUUAGGAACAAUGUUGAAGACAGUGACGAAAGGAUUGAUGCUGCCAAUGAAUAUUAUGAUGGAGAUAAAGACAAUGAUAAAGAGAAUGAAGGAUUCUUAGAUGUGUGACCAACAUGAAGUGCAACAUUUAAUAUUAUCAGAACCCACCAAGACAUAAUUCUAAAUAAAAAAUCAACUUUUGUUGAAUUUUCUGAGUGAAAGGAUAAUUAAAUGUGUUGGUAUUUCAAAAGUGACAAUGUGGGCCAAAGAUCACAAAGUUCCACCCAUCUUUGCAUUUAUAGUUUAUCAGGAGUGAUCGGUAUUGUCAAUGUGUGUGUGUUAACAGGUAAUUCUGACAGACAAUAUGAGGCUCAUUAUUGAGAUUAUAGGUAGUAAUUAAACUGACUAGAACGGUCUAAGAUGUGUAAUUUGAAAUUCCACCAUUUGGAGAUUUUCUUGCAGUGUACAUGUUUGAAUAUUUACAACAAAAUUAUGAUUUUGAUUUCUUAUUUGAACCCUGCUUGUGUGAAUAAUUUGUGAUCCCCAGGAUUUUUGGGUGCAAAAUCCUCAUUUUCAAACUUCAUAUUUUCCAAGAUUUUUCACAAUUUCAAGUGUGUAGAAAUUGAUGGAUGCAUCUCCUCAAGAUCUCAAAUGGGUGCAACACCCACUUACUUUACACGAUGUGCAUGGACAAUUGUACUGGAAGCCUUCAGCAGAACUGGUUUACAUCAUGUAUGACAUAAUGAAAAUUGUCAUUGGAUUAUUAGCAGAUGAGUGCUAGACUCGGUUUUCACUUUUUAUAAGUCUUCUUGUUUUAAGAUUGUUUUAGGGAGUGUGGGUUGGAGAAAUAUAAAAGCUCACAGAAAGAUAAUCUUCUCAUUAUACACGUACAUUUCCAAAAUAUUGUCAGUGUAGCUGACCAUUUUAUACUUUUAUGAGAAAAAUGGUAACAAGGUUGUAGAUGUAUUUUUGUAUAUAAAAAUGUAUAAAUAUUGUAGAUAUUGUACUUUAUGUCUAGAUAUAUGUAUAGAAAUAUAGGGAUGUGCAUGCAUACAUAUUGAAA